This is a messenger RNA of Xiphophorus maculatus (southern platyfish), 1842 nucleotides long. It is a transcript of the gene siah1, whose product is annotated as siah E3 ubiquitin protein ligase 1. The transcript has 5 exons. NCBI's taxonomy places the organism in Eukaryota, Metazoa, Chordata, Actinopteri, Cyprinodontiformes, Poeciliidae. Gene Ontology annotation, molecular function: zinc ion binding; ubiquitin protein ligase activity; ubiquitin conjugating enzyme binding. The record is from RefSeq and is a predicted model, not a curated record. Gene Ontology annotation, biological process: proteasome-mediated ubiquitin-dependent protein catabolic process; multicellular organism development. Gene Ontology annotation, cellular component: cytoplasm. Bases 734 to 1750 code for a protein of 338 amino acids.
AGCCAAUAAGACGUGGAGCAGGAAUCAGUUGGAGGUUUGGAGUCGUCUCUGUUUGGGUGACGAGUUGUAAACGGCGGGACAGGGAAGGACGCCAGUGAGCAUGCUCCGUUCGGACUGACAUUGGAUGCCAGCUUACUUUAGCUCUCACACACAAGCAGGCAGCUGCAGGGGCACCUAACUCACCACAGGGGACAAAAAGAUCAGCGUCGGGAUAAAAACCAGGAAUCUACUCCUGACUUUUCCUUCUUUCUCUCAAACCAGGAUUGUUUCACUCUGUUGUUUUGUGUUAUUUUUUGGAAGAUAAAAAUCUGUGGAAUAGUUCCUGAGGAGAAGACGGUGGAAGUUGGACAUGGAUAAUUGCCAUAAUGAGUUGUCUAUUGAAAGUUUUUAAAUAUGUGACUUUGUAUCAAAGUCCUUUUCCCAUUUAGCUCCACUCAUCAGCUGCUGUUUCCAGAAACGAUCCAAUCAACAUACAAGACCUUUGUAACUUUUUACUUUGAUUUUCUUCUCCCUCCCCUGGUGUUUUUUUGUAUUUCUCUGGCUGCUACGGAUCCCGUUUCCGUUGCAUGGACACCGUCUUUGUUUUACUCCAACAUUCCCUGGACCGUCGCAAGCUUCCUAUACUUGGGGAGUGGGAGUAAGAAAUAUGAGCCUGUGUUUGGGGCAGCAGCGGCAGUGUGUAAUGGUUUCUGUGAAAAAGGCCCGAGUACUGUGGCACAGGGGGGCUGCAUGAAUGUCUGUGGUGAAAUCCAAUCCAAGCGUCGCUCUGCAUUCUCCACCCUGGAAUUCCUUCUUUAGACUCUUCCCAUGCGUAGCCGUGAGGAACGUCCACUCCGCUAAAGAGGUCCCCACAUUUCAAGAUCAGAAGAAAGCCGCCUUUGGAAAUCUUAUGGACGAAGAAAUGAGUCGCCAGACCGCCACCGCGCUGCCCACAGGAACCUCCAAGUGCCCGCCGUCUCAGCGCGUGCCCACCCUGUCAGGCACCACCGCCUCCAACAGCGACCUGGCCAGCCUGUUCGAGUGUCCCGUCUGCUUCGACUAUGUGCUGCCCCCCAUCCUGCAGUGUCAGUCCGGACACCUGGUGUGUUCCAACUGCCGGCCCAAGCUCACCUGCUGUCCCACCUGCAGGGGCCCGCUGGGCUCCAUCAGGAACCUGGCCAUGGAGAAGGUGGCCAACUCCGUCCUGUUCCCCUGCAAGUACGCGUCGUCGGGCUGCGAGGUCACGCUGCCGCACACCGACAAGACGGAGCACGAGGAGCUGUGCGAGUUCCGACCGUACUCCUGCCCCUGUCCCGGCGCCUCCUGCAAGUGGCAGGGGUCGCUGGACGCCGUCAUGCCGCACCUGAUGCAUCAGCACAAGUCCAUCACCACGCUGCAGGGCGAGGACAUCGUGUUUCUGGCGACGGACAUCAACCUCCCGGGCGCGGUGGACUGGGUCAUGAUGCAGUCCUGCUUUGGCUUCCACUUCAUGCUGGUCCUGGAGAAGCAGGAGAAGUACGACGGCCACCAGCAGUUCUUCGCUAUCGUGCAGCUCAUCGGGACGCGCAAGCAGGCCGAGAACUUCGCCUACCGGCUGGAGCUGAACGGCCACCGGCGCCGGCUCACCUGGGAGGCCACGCCCCGCUCCAUCCACGAGGGCAUCGCCACCGCCAUCAUGAACAGCGACUGCCUGGUGUUCGACACGUCGAUCGCGCAGCUGUUCGCCGAGAACGGAAACCUGGGCAUCAACGUCACCAUCUCCAUGUGCUGAGAACGUUACGCAGGCGAGCGUCGGAGUGCAAGUUUGCCGGGGGGGGGCAACGGGGGCCCGAUCAGUCAGGAGCCCAGGCCCCUCCCUCUCUC